Miscanthus lutarioriparius is the source of this 2826-nucleotide messenger RNA. Lineage: Eukaryota; Viridiplantae; Streptophyta; Magnoliopsida; Poales; Poaceae. The record is from the annotation of a GenBank genome assembly.
AUGGACGCUGAGGCCGGCGAGGCGGGGAUGCAGCAGCCAGGGGCGGUGUCCACGAGCACCGCGGCGGCGAUGCCGUUCGACAGGUCGUCGUCGCGUCUAGGCGCGCCCGGCGCCGAGACCUUCGACGGCGCGCUUAGGGAGCUCAAGGAUCUGCGGUCCCAGCUGCACGAAGCGGCGGACUGCUGCGAGAAGGCGUUCCUCAACACCGACAAGAAGAAGCUGAUUCUGGAGGGUACAAAGGGUUACAUAUGUGACGCCGUGGUAGCUGUGAUUGAUCACUUGGGGACUGUUUCAUCCAAGCUUGAGCACAAGCUGCAGGAGAAGACUGACGUCGCACUGACAGAACGAAAGAUCAACUUCUUGAAGCAGAGGCUUUUGACAUGCGAACAGUAUGCCAUUUCUCUGAAGCUUUUGACUGUACGAGGGGACCCUGAUGCCAUUCAAUAUCAUCGUCGUUACAUCUCGCAAUCUACUCAAAUAUCCAAACUGGGAAACAGUGUUGGCUCCAGUAAAAAUGAUCCACGGCUUCUGGAAAUUACUGGCCCAACAGUAUCUGGAGCUACCCUCUUUCUUAAGCCAUAUGAUGUUCAACCAGCCAUCGGAAAAGAACAUACUGUGGUAUCAGCAAAUUCUGAGGACAGCCCAAGGACCAUAAGAAUGUCAUUUUCUUUUAGAGCAGAGGCGGGUCCGUUCGGCCGGAACGAACCAGCGGCGGCUCGCGGUGAUGAGGUGGAAAACGGCGGCGAGGGCCAUGGCGGGAUAAGAGGCGGCGGCCUUCGACCAGGCGAGGCGGCGGAGAUCAGCAGCGAGAACACCGGGCAGGGAAGCCAGUCCGGCGGUGCAUGGUCCGGGGAGGAAGCAGGCCAUGAAGAUGCGGGGGGCAGCAAGAGGAGGAAGAGCUGCCACAGGCACACUCCCGAGCAGACCAGGGUCCUGGAAGCAGCAUUCAAAGAAUCGCCGCAUCCUGACGAGACGCAGCGGCAGCAGCUCAGCGAACAGCUCGGCCUCUCUGCAAGCCAAGUGAAGUUUUGGUUCCAGAACCGGCGAUGUCAGACCAAGGUAAUUCAGGAGCGGCAUGAGAACUCGCUGCUCAAGCCCGACCUGGAGAAGCUCCGGGAGGAGAACCGCGUCAUGCGAGAGCUCAUCAAGAAAUCCUUACGCAGCCAAGGGCAGCUGCUGCGCCUGGAGAACGCCAAGCUCAAAGCCGAGAUUGAGAGGCUCCGCAGGGGGGACAACGCAGCCGCCUUCUCGACCUCGCCGUCGUGCUCUACGUGGGGCAUCCAGAUCAGAAGCAGGAACUCGCUGGACGACGUUGGCCACGACAAGACGAAGUUCCUGGAGCUUGCCGGCCGCGCGCUGGACGAGCUGACGACGAUGUGCUCCUCCGGGCAGCCACUCUGGGUGCGCAGCGUCGGGACCGGCCGGGACGUCCUGAGCUGCGACGAGUACGCGCGCUUGUUCCGGCACCACGACGAUGACUCCGGCGACCGGCGGGGCGUGUGGUCGGUUGAGACGUCAAGGGAGACUGGCGUUAUGUACUGUAACGCGACGAAGCUUGUGGGCGCUUUCGUGGAUGUGAACCAGUGGAAGGAGAUGUUUCCUUCCAUGAUCACCAAGGCGGCGACGCUGGAAGUGAUCCGUGCAGGCGACAACGAUCACCGAGACGGAAUUGUGCAACUGAUGUUUGCAGAGGUGCAGACGCUGACACCACUGGUACCUACAAGGGAGCUGCACUUCCUUCGCCACUGCAAGAAGCUUGGUACCAACAAAUGGGCUAUCGUCGAUGUCUCCUUGGACAACUUUGAACCGGGCGCACAAACGUCGUCGACGCUUCGCAUGUGCUUGAAGAAGCCCUCAGGAUGCAUUGUAGAAGAGCAGAGCCUCGGCCGUUGUUGCAAGGUUACCUGGGUUGAGCAUGUCAAAUGCCGCGAGGCCGCGGUUCCGUCGGCGUACCGGACGGUGACCGCGAGCAGCCUGGCGUUCGGUGCGAGGCGAUGGGUGGCGGCACUCGGUCUGCAGUGCGAGAGGAUGGUCUUCUCGGUGGCGACCAACGUCCCGACAUGGGGCUUAAACAGGGUCGCCACACUGUCAGGCAGGCAGAGCGUCCUGAAGCUCGCGCAGCGGAUGACAUCCAGCCUCUGUCGCGUCAUCGGUGCCUCCAGGGACCUGGCGUGGAGCAAGGCGUCGAACCACGGCGGCACCCGUGAGAUCCGGGUGAUGUGCCGGAAGAGCACCGGUGAGCCGCGGGGGCUGAUCGCCUGCGUGGUGCUGUCGGAGCGGCUGCCGGUGAAGCCGGCGGCUCUCUUCGGUUUCCUGGCGGACGAGUCGCGGCGCCACGAGUGGGACUUGAUGAUGCCUGGACAAUCUGUCCAGAGCUACGUGACUGUGCGCAAGGGGGAGGACCGCGGCAACCGCGUCACGGCAUACGCCGUGGAACCUUCCGCCGAGGAGCUGAGGGGCAAGUGGAUCCUCCAGGACAGCAGCACCAGCCCCUGUGAGUCGACCAUCACGUACGCGCCUAUCGACGCCGCGGUCCUGCAGCCGGUGGUCUAUGGGGACGACUCCAGCACCGUGGCCGUGUUGCCGUGCGGCUUCGUGGUGAUGCCGCACGGGCGGGAGGCCAGGCCGGCGGUGACAACGUCGAGGAAGGAUAAGGAGGAGGGCAGGACGGCGGUGGAGUCCACCGGGUCGCUGGUCACCCUGGUGUUCCAGGCGCUGGCUGGCUCGUCGGCGACGGAUGCUGCGCUCCCGACGGAUGCGGUGAAGGCCGUAACGCGUCUGGUGUUCUGCACGUUGGGCAACAUCAAGAAAGCGCUGCAUUGUUGA